CUUUGAACAGAGGGCAGUAAAUAUUGGCAGACAGUCUGUAAAUGCAGUUGAACUUAGGGGAAUAAAAGAGGAGUACCUAGACGAUGAGACGUGAUUGGACGAUGAAAAGGUUUUUAUAUGAGGAAGAACAUUCUGUGACAAACCAAGUCAAACCAUAAAGACCUUCGGCUGCGGUGACAAAAAAUCUGUCCUCCAAGAAAUCAGAAAUCAUGAAAGACAUUGUCCUGUUUCAUUUGCUGCUCCUGUUUGGAAUUAAUUCAGCCCAAAACUAUCGAAAUGUGGCUUUACGUGGCAAAGCCACUGAGUCUUCUCACUACAAAGGAGAGUGGGAUGGGUUCGUGGAUGCCUUUAAAGCUAUAGAUGGAAACCGAAAUUGGAACCUUAAAAAAGGAUCUUGCAGCCACACUGACACUGAAUCCAACCCCUGGUGGAGAGUGGACCUGCUGGACUCGUAUGUCGUCACCCAGGUCAUCGUCACCAACAGAGGAGACUGCUGCGAAGAGAGGAUCAACGGAGCAGAGAUUCGCAUCGGGAACUCUCUACAAAACAAUGGUGUUGAAAACCUGCUAGCUGCUACAAUCUCCUCCAUUCCAAGGGGAGUCUCGCAGACAAUAAAUAUUCCUGGCCUUGUGGAGGGACGUUAUGUCACUAUUGUGAUACCGGGAUCAGACAAGAUUCUGACUCUCUGUGAAGUGGAGGUCUACGGGUACCGCGCCCCAACCGGUGAGAAUCUUGCCCUUCUUGGCAAAGCCACACAAUCCUCUCUGUUCGAAGCUGGUGAUCCAUUGAGGGCCAUUGAUGGAAAUCGCAGAAACGAGUGGACUCAGGCUUCCUGCACGCACACAACAAGAGAACCAAACCCUUGGUGGCGACUGGAUAUGCUGAAAAUACGCAAAGUCUUUUCCGUUAAGGUCGUCAACCGGGAUGUAAUUCAAGAACGACUCAACGGCGCCGAGAUCCUCAUAGGAAAUUCUCUUGAGAACAACGGGAACAACAAUGCCAGAUGUGCUGUGAUCUUAGUUUCUCCAGGAAAGAUGCUUUAUGAGUUUAACUGCAAUGGGAUGGAGGGACGCUACCUAAACAUCAACAUCCCCAGCAGGAGCGAGUACCUUACUCUUUGUGAGGUUGAGGUUUACGGCUCCACGCUGGAAUAAAGUCUAUAGUGGCUGUUUGUGUUGCUCACAAAAACCUGAUGCUUCUGCUCAAUAAAAAGGCUUUCAAAUGUG
Molecule: messenger RNA, 1226 nt
Organism: Gambusia affinis (western mosquitofish)
Lineage: Eukaryota; Metazoa; Chordata; Actinopteri; Cyprinodontiformes; Poeciliidae
Product: fucolectin-1-like
Exons: 6
Coding region: 210-1154 (314 amino acids)
Source: RefSeq, a predicted model, not a curated record